ACUACGCCAACCACCUUGCAGGCAGCUGGGCUGCCUAAAACCCCCUCACCCACGUUGCUACAAAUUGGCUCUCGAUUGCUCAUAAUACAACUCGGUGUAGCUUCUGGAAUUUUAGGUCGGUUGUUUUUCACCUGCCACGAAACCGCUUUGGACAGCUUCAGCAACCUAUCGCCAGCCGUCAGGCAUGGCGGAUCGGAAUGGAAGUCAUAGAAGUCGAAUCGACAAACGCGAUUUCGACGCCAAUAGGCCGCUCCUUGCGGAUUACGGUACAUGUGAGGAAGAUGGGCUGCGAGCCCAAGCCGGAUUCUCAGAGGCAGAGUCGCGCACGUCAAGGCUAUCCGGCGACGGUGAUCAGCCUGGCGAGGGUUUGCUUAACGAGGUAGUUGAAAAUAUUGUUAUGAGGGAUCGACAGAAAUUGAAGAAGGAAAUUGUUCGCAUAUUCAGCUUCAUAUGGAGUAUCAUAUCAUGUCUCGGUGCUGGGAGCCUAACGGCUUUCUCCCUUUACGGCCCUCUCCUACUUACUCGACUACAUUACUCGCAAGCACACGUUAAUGGCGUUUCAAUUGCUGCCGAGAUAGCCAUGUACCUGCCCAUUUCGGUUUUUGGGUACCUUUGCGAUCGAUACUCCCCCUCUCCGGUGUCGCUUUUGGCUGGAAUACUGUUUGGUGUUGGAUACCUGCUUGCUGCGUUAUCAUACAGGAGCGGUCCACCAGUCGACUUGGGUGGAACAGGAUGGCCAUACUGGGUUAUGAUCCUGGCUUUCGUCUUCACCGGCAUGGGCACUUGCUGCCUGUAUGGAGCUGCGGUAACAACAUGCGCAAAGAACUUUGGCAGAGGGAAGAACAAGGGCAUCAUGUUGGCAUGCCCAAUUGCUGCAUUCGGCCUAAGUGGAAUAUGGCAGAGCCAAAUUGGUAGCCAUAUGUUGUGCGAAAGAAACCCCGACGGGUCAUGCGGAGAAGUCGAUGUCUUUCGAUAUUUUCUCUUCCUGUCUAUUCUGUUGUUGGUUAUUGGAGUGAUUGGCGCCGCAGCAUUACAAAUCGUCGAUGAUGAAGAGCAAGACAAGUAUAUUGAUGAGGCCGUCUCGGAGCUAGAGAGAAGUGGCAUCCUUGGAGAGGACAGUUUCUUUCGCCCUCGUGAAGAAAUCGUAGCUUCGUACGGAACGUUCCAAGAGAACAACGACAACAAUUACUACGAUGACGAAUCAGCAGAUGAACAAUUCGUAACACCAUCUGAGGAAGAACGCCUACAACAAUCCCGAAAGUCACAGCGGGAAGAGGAGGAACGGCGAAAAAAGAAUUGGCUUUUGAAUCAAGAAACGAGACUGUUCUUGAAAGAUAAUACCAUGUGGUGGCUUGCAGCUGGUUUCUUUUUCGUGACAGGGCCUGGAGAGGCCUACAUCAACAAUCUCGGCACAAUCAUUCAGACCUUAACGCCCGUCUCAUAUCCAGAAAAAGCACCGCCACCUGCAGGUCUUGCAUCAACCCACGUCAGCACCAAUGCUCUAACCUCGACAAUUGCGCGUCUCCUUGUCGGUUCCAUCACCGAUAUCUUUGCGCCACCCGCAACCCAUCAAUUCAUCUACAGUCUCGAAAACCCAAACCGCCAACCGAUUCCCCAAUCCCGCGGCAUCACACUAUCUCGUCUCACCUUCCUCCUACCUUCCGCCUUCGUCCUCUCCCUUGGCUUUCUUCUCCUUGCCUCCCCGCUUACUCUCCACCACCCUGAACUAUUCCACGUAACUACAGGCUUUGUCGGGUUCGGAUACGGCGCCUCCUUUGCACUCAUGCCCAUAAUAAUAUCCGUGGUCUGGGGCGUUGAGAAUUUUGGCACAAAUUGGGGGAUUGUGGCCAUGGUUCCUGCCGCUGGGGCCGCCUUUUGGGGUAUUGUAUAUUCACAUGGUUACCAAGAUGCAAUCGACGCCGAUCCAACGGACCGCCAGGGUCAGUGUUUUGGUUGGAAAUGUUUCGGAUUAUGGGCGAUCGGGUGUACGGCGAGUAUAUGGGCGGCAAUAACCGUUUGGAUGAUUGCCUGGAGGGGAUGGAACAGAAGGGGAAUUGUAGUAUAGAUUUGAUGACUCUUGUCGAUGAGAUAGACAAAAUUUUCGG
Messenger RNA from Talaromyces proteolyticus, 2105 nucleotides. Its product is annotated as putative MFS monocarboxylic acid transporter. The transcript has 3 exons. NCBI's taxonomy places the organism in Eukaryota, Fungi, Ascomycota, Eurotiomycetes, Eurotiales, Trichocomaceae. Gene Ontology annotation, cellular component: membrane. Bases 185 to 2065 code for a protein of 626 amino acids. Gene Ontology annotation, molecular function: transmembrane transporter activity. Gene Ontology annotation, biological process: transmembrane transport. The record is from RefSeq and is a predicted model, not a curated record.